Heterocephalus glaber (naked mole-rat) is the source of this 3295-nucleotide messenger RNA. It is a transcript of the gene Tmod1, whose product is annotated as tropomodulin 1. Gene Ontology annotation, biological process: pointed-end actin filament capping; muscle contraction; actin filament organization. Lineage: Eukaryota; Metazoa; Chordata; Mammalia; Rodentia; Bathyergidae. Gene Ontology annotation, cellular component: myofibril; striated muscle thin filament; cytoskeleton. Gene Ontology annotation, molecular function: tropomyosin binding. The record is from RefSeq and is a predicted model, not a curated record.
AGGUAGGCUUUCAUUUACUUAUGCCAUAGCGAGUGCUCUGCCAUGGGGGAGUAGGAGGAACACACACAGCUGGCCCCAUCUAACUUUGUCCACAGAAGCAUGGCUCACCCAGGAGCAUCACCAUCCUGCCUGGCAUGGAGGAAAAUAUCUGAGAACAGCUGAUUAAGGAAAGUUGAGAUGUGCGAGGCUUCACUUACAUUUCUCAUCCCCACCCCCAAAUUAGUCAAGGCUUGAUUUUCUACCUCCUAAUUGUCUUCUCAUUAAAUGCUCCAUUUCCCAAAUGUUCCUCCUGGCUGAGGGCUUAAAUGCAUUUGCACAUAUUCCAGUACCAGAAAGCAAGCCCCUUACGUUGACCUUGCACUUUAUGGGCCCUAAUCACCAACAGCCCUCCCCAAGGCAGGACCUGCUGUCCCCAUUUGCAGCCACCACUCUUCCUUAAACAGCAGCCUGAGGUUAGACAGUGGGGAAAAAUCUCAUUAGGAAUCACACACUCACUGACUGGUCCUGUCAACCUCCCAGGCUUCAUGCCUCUGGGUGCCAGGCACACAGCCAUUUCCAUGUGCCUCUCAUCUCCCUCUCCAGGGGGGUUUAGAAAAAGGUUUGGAGAGAGUGGGAAUGAUGGAAGAUAAGCAUUUUGGUGCUAUCAAGAUUUGCGAUGGAACAACUCCCCAGUUUAGCCAAUGUGAGGGUACAGCAAGAAGUUGUGCACCUGCCUUCCAGAAUGCACUGCUGCCUGCGGGCCUGAGGCAGAAGGAUCAGACCACCAAGGCGCCCACAGGCCCCUUUAAAAGGGAGGAGCUCUUGGAUCACUUGGAAAAGCAAGCAAAGGAGUUUAAGGACCGAGAAGACCUGGUCCCCUACACAGGGGAGAAACGAGGAAAGAUCUGGGUCCCUAAGCAGAAGCCAAUGGAUCCUGUGCUGGAAACUGUCACUCUAGAGCCGGAGCUGGAGGAGGCCUUAGCAAAUGCCUCAGAUGCAGAACUCUGUGACAUCGCAGCUAUUCUGGGCAUGCACACGCUCAUGAGCAACCAGCAGUACUACCAGGCCCUGGGUAGCAGCUCCAUCGUGAACAAGGAGGGACUCAACAGUGUGAUUAAACCUACACAAUACAAGCCUGUGCCUGACGAGGAACCAAAUUCAACAGAUGUAGAGGAAACUCUGGACCGGAUAAAGAAAAAUGACCCAGAUCUUGAAGAAGUUAACCUCAAUAAUAUCCGGAAUAUCCCCAUCCCCACCCUUAAGGAAUAUGCAGAAGCCCUGAAAGAAAACUCCUAUGUGAAAAAAUUCAGCAUCGUUGGGACACGGAGCAAUGACCCUGUGGCGUUUGCCCUUGCUGAAAUGCUCAAGGUGAACAAGGUGUUGAAGACACUGAAUGUGGAAUCCAACUUCAUUUCUGGAGCUGGGAUCCUGCGCCUGGUGGAAGCCCUUCCACACAACACAUCUCUGGUGGAACUGAAAAUUGAUAACCAGAGCCAGCCCCUGGGCAACAAAGUAGAAAUGGAGAUUGUGAGCAUGCUGGAGAAAAACGCAACACUUCUCAAAUUUGGCUACCACUUUACCCAGCAGGGGCCCCGACUGCGAGCAUCCAAUGCCAUGAUGAAUAACAAUGACCUUGUGAGGAAGAGGAGGCUCGCAGACUUGACGGGGCCCAUCAUUCCCAAAUGCCGCAGUGGUGUCUAGUGUGUGGAGGUGAACACCAUCCUUUUGGACUGGACAUGUUCUACUGACAAUCUGUGCUCUGCAGUGGAGACCAGAAGGCAAAAACACUGGCAGAAAUCUUUUGUGGUUUAGUUCUUAUGCACUAAGGUUUUAGGUUAACUAGUGAUUGCAGUUGAAAAUUUUAUAAAAUAUAGGUAAUGUGAAGUUUUUCUUUAGUCACAGAAGUUGUCUGAUUAUUAUUUAAAAACAAGCCCUCAAACUGGCAGAUCUUCCUGCAGAUGAUGUGACAGUGACAGUGACUUAACCCCAGGAGCCCUGAUUGGUGGCCUUGCUGUGUGGUCUUUCAAGAAAUUUAUAAUACAAUGUAGCACACGUAAACAAACAGCACACUCACUCUUUGACCUGUUUUGGAAGUAUUAUAAAACACUUUAUUACAAAUUUGAUCUUAGCUAUUUAGCAAAAAAGAACAGAUAACCACUCUUUAUUUACUUUCCUUUAAAUUUUAAGAACCUCAAGAUUAAAGUUGCCAAAUCGAGUACUCCAUCAAAAACACAACUUUACUCUCAAGAAAGACAGACUGAAGACACAGAGCUCUGCCAGGAAACAAAAACACAAGAGAUUUCUUUUGCUGGACAUGGGAAAAACUACAGAAAAAGGCAACGAUGAAAUUUCAAGAUUCAAAAACCAUCCCAUACAACAAUCAUAUUCCUCAGUGUUCUUUAUGAAUAUCUGGGAUGUAUUUAUAAUUGAACACUGGAGUCAGAAAGAACAAUUUCCUUAGUGAAUGGAUGUGAAAACCUAUGGCCAAAUACUUGAAGUACAGUACCUUUCUAUUCCACACAGUGGGCAAAUGGCUUCUAUAAGGCCACAGACUACAAGGGUGAGUUUUCAGUCCAUUGUGGCUAUUGUACUUGGCAUGGCCAAACUUAAAGACUUCAACAACCUGUCUCAUCACUUCCUAGACAAAUCAAUGCUGUCUUAAGCCUGCAAAUGAAAUGUCUGAAGGACAAAAAUGCAGAAAAUCUAGGUGUUAAGAAAUCAGAAAAUCCUGGUCAAACUACCUGAAGAUGAUUAUUCAGAAAAUGUAAUUUUCAUAUUUCUACUGCACGCCCCCCCUCCUUUUUUUGGUACCAGGGAUUGAACUUGGGACCUUACGCUUGCGAGACAGGCGCUGGAACCACUGAGCUCUACUGCAUCCCUUUUUAACACCACACACAUCAUUUGGGAGCCAGCAAAAAUGUUAAGCCACACUGCCCUUGUGCCUUUUAAUAUACCACAGUGCCAGUUUAACUAGUAUUUCUGUUUGCCGCUUGGGAAGUUAUUUUCAUUAGGGAUUCAGCAGAUCUUAUGAUAACAGACAAUGCCAAAGAGCUGAUGAGCACAGACUAUGAGGCUUCUGAUGAAAAAGGCAAAGUCUUGCACACUGAACUAUAAUGAUGUAGACAGUACAGGGUAACCAGAGGUGGAGCCAGGGCCUAACCACUAUGAAGAGUGUCUACUGAGGCUAAAAAUGGGGCCAGGAGUGGCACCAUGCUGCAGGGUAGCCAUCCCCACUUGGCUUCUCCUUGAAACACAAUUGCAGCUGCAUUCUGCAUCACUGGAAACUGCAACAUAAUAUUAAAUCUGUUGGUCUAUG